Messenger RNA from Dentiscutata heterogama, 1174 nucleotides. NCBI's taxonomy places the organism in Eukaryota, Fungi, Glomeromycota, Glomeromycetes, Diversisporales, Gigasporaceae. The record is from the annotation of a GenBank genome assembly.
UAAAAGACAGUCUGGUUAUAUCCCGAAACGAAUUAUAAUUAUUUCUCUUUGUAUUUUGGCUGGUAUUAUCUGUUAUUCUGAUCGUUCAAAUAUGUCAAUUUCUAUAGUUUAUAUGGCCAAUGAAUUCAAUUGGAAUCAUAAUACACAAGGUCUUGUAUCAUCAUCAUUUUAUUUUGGGUAUAUUUUGACCCAAAUUAUAGGUGGUGCGCUUACUGACAAAUUUGGUGGUAAAAGAAUAUUAGGCAUAGGAAUUGGUGAAGGACCAGUUUAUCCAUGUUUUCAAUCUUUAAUCUCAAAAUGGUUUCCACCUGAAGAACAAACUAGAGCUGUUUCAGCAAUAAAUGUUUCAAAUUUUAUCGGUAUGGCAAUCUCAAUGCCAAUUUCAAAUAUAUUGGGUUCUAGCCAACUUGGCUGGGAAAGUAUUUUUUUAGUAUUUGCAAUUAUUGGUUUCAUUUGGUCCGUUAUUUGGCAUUUUUAUGGGACAAGUGAUCCUAGAGAUUAUUCUAAUAUCAGUAAAGAAGAAUUAGAUUGGAUUUUAAAGAGCAAAUGGACUGUUUAUUCCGAUGAUAAUUUGGGUCAUAAUCAAUCAGGAUUUGACGAUGAUCGUAGCGAAAAUGACAUGUUAUUACCAAAUGAUCAAAUCUCAUCAAGACCACAUUAUGUACACAAGAUUCCUUGGAAAUUCAUACUUUCUCGUCGUGAAGUGUGGGCAAUUAUUCUUGGUCAACUUUUUAAUUCUUGGGGAUUUUUUAUUCUACUUAACUGGCUACCAUUCUUUUAUUACGAAUAUUUCAAUACAGAUAUUAAUCUCGUUGGAUAUUACACUGCUUUACCUUACUUUUCGUACGCCAUAGUAGGUUAUAUAGGCGGUUGUAUCUGUGAUUAUGCAAUUUAUCAAUUAAAAAUUCCUGUUUUAACUGUACGAAGAUCUGCUAAUAUAAUUGGAUGUCUUGGAAUAACAGUAGCUCUUUUAUUUAUGGAUAUUGCACCAAAAUACGCGGGUUUAAUAUUUGCCUUAGGAAAUGCUUGUGCGAUGGUCCAAGCUUUUUUAGGUGUGGCAUUAACAGGUUGGAUAUUAGGAGCUACUGAUAAUAAUUGGAAAAUUGUUUGGUGGUCGUGUUCCUUAUCUUAUAUUUUACAAGCAUCAAUUUUCGUUAGCUGGGCAGGCGGUGAA